UUCAGAUGCAACCAGGGCAGACCCUGCUUAGCUAUGGGGACAAGUCAUGCUUGCUACCACAAGACCAGCUCUCCUCUCCUAACAUCUGAGACAUCUGAGCCCUGAAAGCAGGGUUGUUCGUUCAAGACCCCGGGUGUCCAAAUUAUCUCAUUGUUGGUGCCAUUUUCUACACCUCUCUUUUCUCCACCUCUGGUUUGGGAAUUUGGGGGUGGUUGGAAUCUCUCAGGAGCUCAGAUUUGGGCCAAUACUGUCAUGUAGGGUUUGUGAAAUGUCGUAUUUAGGGGUGUGCACGAAUUGAGAUUCUAGAAUCAAGAUUCGUGCACUGAUUCGAAGCACAGCCCUGGCACCUUUAAAAGUGAGGAAAGCAGAUCCGUACCUGCUCCUUCUCCUCUCCAUGCAGCUUCCAGCUGUGGCAGCACAGUCCCCAGCACCUUUCAUGUGAUGGUAGCAGCAUGGCAGUGGCACUCAUAUGUCCGCUGAGCAUGCGCACAUCCCUAAUCAUAAGUGCAGAUAUUUUUGAGCUCCUUCAAAAAUCCUUGCAUGGGAUUAACAUAUUAAUACUUGGCUAAUGUUCAUCUUGGACAAGAACUUUAAGUCAUAUUCAAAAGAACCUGCAUCUUCUUUUGAUGAUGGCCAGUACCGAUGGUUCUUCGAUACCAUUGUUCCUAAAACGAGCUAUCCCGGUCAGAAGAACUCCGUUUAAGAACUCAAAUUGCAAGCCAGCCGCUGGAGUCUCUCCAACUUGAAUUCCUAACAAUUGGUUCUGUGUUCUCCACCUUGAGUGCAUACAUUUGCUGUUCCUGAGAGAUUUCAGUUAACAAGAAGACAUUUUACAUGCCAAAGCGAGCAGCACGAACAGGGUCCCUCUUCCCCUCCGAGUGGCCAUUAGAAGAACCAAGUUGAGAGAAGGAGAAGAAGCUGUGCAUGAGACAAAUUGUCAUCUUCGCCACCAAACCAAGUUGCUGUUUCACCAGCUGGAACUAGGCCUCUUCUCCCCUCACAGAGCCCAUUAGAACCAGUGGUGCUCAGGGGGCAAACUGUCACCAAGGCGCUCUCCACCUUCUGUGGCUUCUCCAUCAACUGGAUUGGUCCCUUCUCUUUCAGAGAAGACUAUCUGAGGACCAAAUACAUGUUUUUAUAAAGCGUGUGAGGGAGAGAGAGGAUACUAGAACUGUUUCAUUGUUAUAUUUAUUGCCUUUUCCCUGGGACAGUUCAGAUGAUUUAACAAAGUGGUGUUUUUAUAUCCACUUGGAAAACAAAUUCAGAUGAACAGAGAGGGCAGAGAGUGACUCCUGCCUGCAACCUUGGAGAAGCCAAGCUGCCAGUCUUUUAAAUUUUAUUUUAUUUUAUUUUAUUUUAGGGAGGAGGAAGCACUGUCUGGCCCAGCAUCACUUUCCCAGACAAUCACUUCCUCCCCCUCACACUUUGUUUUUCUCCUCACACACAAUCACAAAACGGGAGCCCACCCAGCGCCCGAACUAGGUUGGUUGUUCUUCCCUAUUCCCAGCCAUGGUGCUUUCCAGAUUAGACCCUGCAAUGGGGUCACGCCGUAUCUCAGAAGUGUGCUUCCACACUUUCUGUGUUGUGACACCACAGUCCCUAUGCUGACAGCAGGUUGCCGUUCAUAUUUCUAAUGCCUUGUUUCAAAUUUAAUCGCUGCGAAGUAGUGCUAUGAUGUCGUAUAUCUGGCGCAAGCAAGUUGCUAUUCUUAGGGGAUGUUUGUUUCCAUGAGACUGCUCCCCCUGCUCUUUACGUUUUGAAUGCAAUUUGCCUGAACGGAAGCAUUUUGCUGCUGUUGAGCAGCUAAGCUGGAAAGCACCCAUGUAAAUGAACCUUAUUAAUGUUACCUCAAGAGUUCCCAAAUAUGGAUUCCCCAGAUGCUGUGGGAUUACAACUACUGCUACAGCUAUGAAUGGGAACUUUUCGACAAAAGCUCUCAAAGCGGCUUACAUAGAAAAACAGAUACAAAUUCAAGAAGAUGUUUCCCUGUCAAGGGCUCACUAUCUAAAAAGGAACAUAAGGUAGACACCAGCGACAGCCACUGGAAGGAUGCUGUGCUGGGGUUGGAUAGGGCCAGCUGCUCUCCCCCUGCUAAACAGAAGGGUCAUGUCACCACUUUAAAAGGUGGUGGCCCCAAAUUUGAGAGCCCUUGACAUAAUGUGUCACUUGGUCUUGAGGCUCUAACUCGGCACAUCCCAGAAAACCCAUCAAAACCCAGAUUUCCCUGGGAUGGGGAAGCCACUUGUGGGCUCCAUGACUGUCUCUAGUUGGCUGCUGUGUCCAGAAUGCUGGACUGGAUGUGCCUUGGCCUGAUCCAACGGGGUUUUCCUCAUGUUCUUAAUAAGCAACUGCAAUCUUGAGACACACAAAGCAUUCAUAAGACUGCUCCCCGACGAUGCCAGAGCAGCAAAUAACCCUCAAGUCACUGGGACUCAAACAAAAUGGGACUCAAACAAAAUGGCAGCGGGCGCUCACCUUCUGAAGGACCCCUUCAAAGAAACAAAGAAAAAGCACACCGGCGGCUUUUAGAUGGGGAAGCAUUCCUCUUUCCUUGGCUCUCUUCCUCUUCCAUGCAUUGAAACUCAACACUCUCAGAUUCCUUGCCAAGAGCAAGUGAGGUUUGGGCAAAUGAAGGCGGUCGUGCUCCAUGGGCCAUGGGAGAGAACCAGCCGCAGGACAAAGGGCCUCCUUGAGGCACUCAAUAGACAAAGAGAAUCAGCUAUCAAGAGAGUUCAGGGGCUGCCCAAGAGUUUAAAUGCUUCUCAUCUGAAGCCACAGCCCCCCGGCCAAGCUUAAUGUUUACUCACUCACCCUUAUGUAACUGGGCCAGCUUAUAUACUCCUACCUGCUCUGCCCAUUGCCUCAGUGGCUGGGGCUCUGCAGAGAUCUCGCCUCCCACCAUGAAGACCCUGGUGAACCUCAGCCUCUUCCUUGCUGCGUUCCUGGUUGAAGGCUUGUGCUUGAGGUGCGAGACCUGUAUCAGUCCUGGUGAAAGCUGUAUUGGCUUGGCCCAUCCCUGCAACCUAUAUGAAGACACCUGUCUUACCAUAGUCGGGAUGAACUCUUUGGGGGGUCAUGACACCAUGGAGACUCUCAAGACCUGUAUUACUGCUGGUGAUUGCUAUGCUGGUUCCAUCAGCAUCACCACCGAUGCUGGGAUCCACUUACAGAGUGUUUCAAGAUGUUGCCACGAUGACCUCUGCAACCGCUUGGAGGUUACUUUGCCGGCAAUGAACCUCACCUCCAAUGGACUGCAGUGCCCAGUUUGCUUCGCCUUUGGUUCAGAUCACUGUGAGGGAACCGAGACGCUGAACUGCACCGGAGCUGACAGCCACUGCAUCACUGUCUCGGGGAUGCUGAAUUCAGCCGGUUCUCCCUCCAGGUUCUCAGCAAAGGGCUGCAGCACCCAGACGGCCUGCUCCCUGCCUCUGGGGAUGGGCCUUUACUCGGCAGGCAUCAUCUUUAACCUCAGCAGGAUCACGUGCAGCCCAGCCUCAAAUGCCAGCAGUGGCUGAGAGAAGCUGACGGAGGGACGGAGGUCUCAAACUCCUGGUGCUCAUCGCUCUGUCCUUUCCCCAGCUCUGUGGCCUCUCUUCCUUCCCCCUGUGAUUCUUUUGUCAUAGCCUGCAGUGAGUUCCUCAAAUAA
Messenger RNA from Hemicordylus capensis (graceful crag lizard), 3646 nucleotides. RefSeq names its product phospholipase A2 inhibitor and LY6/PLAUR domain containing (gene PINLYP). Bases 2796 to 3515 code for a protein of 239 amino acids. Gene Ontology annotation, molecular function: phospholipase inhibitor activity. Gene Ontology annotation, cellular component: extracellular region. The record is from RefSeq and is a predicted model, not a curated record. The transcript has 5 exons. Lineage: Eukaryota; Metazoa; Chordata; Lepidosauria; Squamata; Cordylidae.